This is a messenger RNA of Phaedon cochleariae (mustard beetle), 2495 nucleotides long. NCBI's taxonomy places the organism in Eukaryota, Metazoa, Arthropoda, Insecta, Coleoptera, Chrysomelidae. The record is from the annotation of a GenBank genome assembly.
GAGAUUUGAGGUUAUGGUUGUAUUUUGAAUUUGUGUUGACAUUCUAUUUUCUAUUCUCUAGAAGAAAUAAGAAAUUGGACUACAUCGAGGACGAGGACUACAUAAUUUUAUUUAGUGAAUAAAAUGAUUGAAUCAUGUCCUAAAAAGCGCAUGGUACUAAGCAUAACAGUAUUAGGAAUAAUAACACUUUUAGUUCUCCUGAUUGAAUCACAUUGGACAGAAUCUAAAAAAUCUAAAAGAUCAAACUUUGUUGUUGAGCAAAAUUCAACUUGCUGGGAAAAGGACAAAUAUGAAGUUAUAACAGAGUGUGAACCUUGUUCAGCAUUUGAAAUAAGAAGUAAGAAUAUUGGUGUCUGCAUACACACUCACUACAAGGAAGUCUUGAGGUGUGCUAAUGGUGAGACAGUCACAAGAAGUUGUGACAGGGCUGCCUAUUUUGAUGAAUUAGCCUUUUGGAGAUUUGAAGGUUUCACAUUCUUUGUGGGUCUCAUAUCCACCAUUUGUGUAGUUGCUAGGAAGAAAGUCUUGAAUAAACGAAUGCUACAGAGGGUCCAAAGGCAGCUAGCCAACUGUGUCUAAGAAGAUGACUAAAGAUCAACUGUAUAUCUCUGCAUACCAAAAAUCACCAACAGUCUAUGUAGUGAAUAUUGAAACCUAUGUAAUACUCUCCAUUUUUAACAUAGAAGAAACAGAAGUCAAUUUGCUAGUUGUUCUUCAGAAUGAACCCCCCAUGGAUCCCAAUCUUACCAUAAACUUUUCUACUCUGAAAUACAGUUUCACCUCAGAUAUCCCUGAAGUAGCAUUAUUUGCAGUUUGGCCAGUUAUUGUUGCAAGACAGCAAAUAAUUGCUGGACUAUGCUCUGUAGCAAGAAGCCUUAUCAGAACUGCUAAAAAAUUAGAUUUACUUGGUUUUCGUGAGGCAUGUCUCAUGGCAUGUUCUGAAAGUUCCAUAUGGACCAGGUUUUGUGAAAUUGAUAUCAUACAAACCACAAAAACAAUAGUGAAUAAUGGGUAUUAUGAGAAUGCAAAAUUUUCCUUGCCUGUUGACUUAGCAAAGUUUGAAUAUCACCUAUCAAGACCAGUGAGAAUACACAAUGUCUAUAAGGUAGCUAGAGAAAAAAACAAUAAAAAGGACAUCAAAUCUAGUGUCCCUGUUGAAGAUCUGAACUUGGAACACACUUUCAGUGAAGGACCUUUCAUGACUCUAGCUGAUGUAAUUUUGUACCACUGCUUCAGAGUGAUCUUCGCAACUGCCCCAAAAAACAUUAGUGACAAAAUUCCACUGAGUGUUCAGUGGUACAACCAAAUGAAAACCCAGUGUUUACCAGAAUUGGAAACAGAACUUCUACAAGGACAAGAAUGUCUUGACAUUGUGGAACCUAGCUUUACUAAAGAGAGCUUGUAUACAUCAGAUCCCUCUAGAUACAGACCAGAGAAACGCAUCUACACUAAACAGUCUGAAAUAGAAUCAUCAUUGAAACAGCUAUCUCAUAUUAAGAACCUGAUUACUAACAGUUUGGUGCCUUAUGGUGAAGAAGUUGAGUUUGACUGGUCCAAAAUUCCAGUUGAAGCAAACCCUGUUGGUGGCAAAUUACCUGAGAAGAGAGCUGCAAGAAAAUUUGAACAGCUUGAGAACCUUGCCAAAGCUGUUGUUAAGCUAGCCAAUGGGAAGAAAUGUCGCAUUGUUGAUUUUUGCAGUGGCAGUGGACACCUUGGUAUCCUAGUUGCUUAUUUAUUGCCUGCCUGUGAGAUAAUCCUAGUUGAAAAUAAAGAACAAUCUCUAUCUAGAGCUAAAGAAAGGAUGGAGAUACUGAAGCUCGCAAACAUAACUAUUGUACAGUCAAACUUGGAUUAUUACAAGGGCAAAUUUGACAUAGGGGUUGCCCUUCAUGCCUGUGGGGUGGCUACUGACUUAGUGAUUCAAAGUUGCAUGCACAAUAUGGCCCAUUUCGUGGUGUGUCCUUGCUGUUAUGGAGGAGUGAAAAACUGUCAUCACCUCAGCUACCCUCUUAGUGAUGAUUUUAAGUACCUAACUUAUGGGAGUUAUUUGAAUUUUGCUCAUGCUGCUGAUCAAACACAUGAUUUGGACAAUGUUAAGACACAGCAAGGUUAUUUUUGUAUGGAUAUUGUUGAUACUGAUAGGAGGUUGUACUCUGAGAGCUGUGGGUAUGAGGUGCAUUUAGGGAAAUUGCAACCUACUAGUUGUACAAACAAAAAUAAUUUGUUAGUUGGGAUUUUUAAAGGAGUUAAUUAAAGUCAUUUAGUAGAUACAAUAUUGAUUUUAUGUUAUUCACAUCUCAACAAAAAUGGGACCAAAAUGAAAGGUACUUUUUGAAUCUAUAAGGACGGAAAGUGAAGGAUGGAAACUGCUGACGUGAGGAUCAGAUUUUAAGUUAGGUUAGGUUCGUGAAUAAUUAUUUGAUCAUAAUGAAAUAUUGAAAAUCAUCAAUUGUUGAUAAUACCACAGUAUAGUACCUUUGUGCAGGUCAAUACAU